AUGGGCUGCUGGAAGGCUGAAUGUUUGUCUCUUUCCUUAGUUCUUAUAACUUUCUAUCUACAGGGAACCUAUUUGCAGAGAGCUGAUGAAGCAAGACAAAGAAAACCAUUUUUUGAGAGACUCAGAAGACUAGAAGAACAGUUCCGGAGAUUUCAAGAGGUGGCCCUAAUACGUCUCCAGGGGAUUGCAGAAAACUAUAAUGUUUCCUAUAACAUCAACACCAGAUUCCAGAACCUGACAGAUGAGUAUCACUCCAUGGCUAUAUCUGUCAAUGAGUCUCAGGCAGCAGUGCAAAUGGAUCUGAACCAGCUGAAGACCUGGAUGAAGAAGAUUCAGAGAAGAUCUAGGAAGGUGGACUCUAAGCUCCUGGCCUUUGAAAGAUCCUUAAAUGAAAAGAGUAAGCAGAGCUCCCAGGAGAAAAUGAAACAGAAGGAGCAGAGCACCCUCCUUGCCAAUCUCACUGGGACCAUCAAACGGGAUAUUGGUGUUCUUCAGAACAGUCAAAUCCACAUGCAGACAGAAAUCGAGAAGCUCCAGAAUGUGAUUCACGGCCAAGGGGCCAGGCUGAAUGCUGUAGAAGAGCAGCUGGAGAGAGUCUUACAACAUGCAGCCUUCUCCCCAAACUUAGUCACCGAUGCUGCACUCCUGCCUCAGCCUCGCAAGAAGCAGCAGCCAGGCCAGCAGCUGCUCCAUGCCAAGCACAGGCACAGCGAAAAACUACAGCAGGACAGGCUGGAGCCAGGAGCCCAAACAGAAAACCAGAAAUUGUUUCAGGAUUUGAGGAGACCUCCUCUGGAAGAGAAGGAACCAAACACACAAUCUGGCAGACAGACACUUCCCAGUACAGAUGAGAUCCUGAAGGAGCCACAGCAAUCCCAGGCUUCCCAAAAGGCAGGAGAAAUUUGCAACGUAGGGUCCAUGCUUGUUUUUCCCAACACUUCUACUGAGAAUGUGGUCUCCUUCAGCCCAGGUUUCCUCACUGGGCUCCGGGAACUAUCUAUCUGUACCUGGGUCCGGACAUCCUCCAGCUACCUGGGUACCCUACUUUCCUAUGCCACUGAAGAAAAUGACAACAAGCUGGUGCUGCAUGGUAGAGACACUCUAGUCUAUGGCACUAUCCACUUUGUGAUAGGAGACCCAGCCUUCAGGGAGCUGCCAGUGGAACUGCUUCUGGACAGCAGGUGGCACCAUAUGUGUGUGAUAUGGUCUUCCAUCCAAGGGAAAUACUGGUUCUAUGUGGACCGGAGACUGGUGGCCACUGGCUCCAGGUUCAGGGAGGGCUAUGAAAUCCCUCCUGGAGGAAUACUGGUGUUGGGACAGGAGCAAGAUACUGUGGGGGGAGGCUUUGAUAGCUCUGAAGCGUUUGUGGGAAGCCUGGCAGGCCUGACUGUGUGGGACCGGGCCCUGUCACCAGGUGAGGUCUCAAGCAUUGCCACUGGAAAGGCACUGCCUAGGAGCAUACUCUUGACCCUGGCCAAUGCCUCCUCUUUGGAUGGAUUCGUGAAGAGAGUAGUUUGUACUUGCCUGGAGCACUGCUCUUAA
Messenger RNA from Trichosurus vulpecula (common brushtail), 1542 nucleotides. RefSeq names its product pentraxin 4 (gene PTX4). The coding region runs from base 1 to 1542 and encodes 513 amino acids. The record is from RefSeq and is a predicted model, not a curated record. Lineage: Eukaryota; Metazoa; Chordata; Mammalia; Diprotodontia; Phalangeridae. The transcript is spliced from 3 exons.